Molecule: messenger RNA, 2321 nt
Organism: Musa acuminata subsp. malaccensis (wild Malaysian banana)
Lineage: Eukaryota; Viridiplantae; Streptophyta; Magnoliopsida; Zingiberales; Musaceae
Product: rho GTPase-activating protein 5
Biological process (GO): signal transduction
Molecular function (GO): GTPase activator activity
Source: RefSeq, a predicted model, not a curated record
UCUCCUCCGAUUUUUGGUGUAUUUAGUGUCUCUAAACACGAUUCAUCCAUUCUUCAAGCAAUUAAUCAGCACAAGAAACAGGAAGAGAGCAGUUUUGAAGCCGUCCCUCCUCACCCUAUCUUCUAUUGCUUCCAUCCACGUUCCCUUCCACUAUUACCAUGCCUUUUCCGUCUCCAGAAGCGCACAAAGCUAAGGACAAACGAAGCCAGAGGCAGAGACAGAGCCGGCCGUGAAGGGGAAGAAGAAAAAUACAUAUCUAAAGUGAUGCUUCUCACGUCCCACCACUUCAACCUUCCUUCAAUCCAACUCCAUUCGAGAACAGUCCUUAGGCCCCCUCCAAAUCCAUGCCUUUUUUCCAUGUUGGAGAAGGAGCAGAAGUGCUCGUGUUGUACAAGUACAAUCUUUUUCCAGCCGCUGUUCUAAAAACCCAAUCUUUACCCAGACAUUGUUCUAAAAAUCCAAUUUUCACCCAGACACUGUUCUGAAAAUCCAACCUUUCCUUUUUGUUGAUCUUGUUUUCUUAAUACUGGAACUUGCUGUUCGGCCCACCCCAACCUCCUCCACUUUUAAUCCUCAUAAUACCAAGCUAUGGCUGAAGUGCUCCGGUCCCCUUCCCACUUCGCCUCGUCUCCCAGACGCACCCUUUCUUGCGACCCGAAUGAUGGCUCGAAUGGCCUUUUAAACCCUUCCAAUGGCAUUCGAGGGGGCGGAGAGGAGGAGGAGAAUGAAAGGCGUGGUGCUGGCGGCGCGAUAGAGAGGAAGAGGGAAACGAGGAGAGGGGAAGGAGUUGAGGAGCAGCAGCUGUCUGUGUUGGCACUGCUGCUGACGUUGUUCCGGAAGUCGCUGCUGGGGUGCAAGCCGGAGGGAGUCGACGACGAGGAUUUCGGCUCCAUGGAAAUCGGGUGCCCCACUGAGGUGCAGCACGUCGCACACGUCACCUUCGACCGGUUCCAUGGAUUUCUCGGGCUGCCUGUCGAGUUCGAGCCGGAGGUCCCCUGCAGAGCCCCCAGCGCAAGUGCAACUGUCUUUGGUGUUUCCACUGAAUCUAUGCAAUGUUCAUAUGAUUCUAGAGGCAAUAGUGUUCCGACCAUACUCUUGCUGAUGCAAAGACGUCUUUAUGAGCAAGGCGGCCUUCGGACAGAAGGAAUCUUCAGAAUUAAUGCUGAAAAUGGCCAAGAGGAAUAUGUGAGAGAUCAGCUAAAUAAUGGAAUAGUGCCGGAGGGUGUUGAUGUGCACUGUCUGGCUGGUUUAAUAAAGGCCUGGUUUAGAGAACUUCCUACCGGGUUGCUGGACUCUCUUUCGUUUGAGCAGGUGAUGCAAUGCCAGACAGAAGAAGAAUGUUCUCGGCUUGCUAGAUUGCUACCACCAACAGAGGCUGCUUUAUUGGAUUGGGCUAUCAAUUUGAUGGCUGAUGUUGUCCAAGAAGAACAACAAAACAAGAUGAAUGCACGCAAUGUUGCAACAGUGUUUGCUCCAAACAUGACUCAGAUGGCAGAUCCUUUGACUGCUUUGAUGUAUGCGGUGCAAGUGAUGAAUUUUCUUAGGAUGCUGAUCUUAAAGACACUUAAAGAGAGACAAGAAUCUACUCUAGAGGAUGCUUCACUUUCUAAUGCAGAUCCAUCUGAUGAGAAUGGCCAUCACAGCCCUCAGCUUCAUCUUGAAGCUCGUCUUAAAGAGGCAACUGAAGAUGUUUGUGUUAUCGAGGAACCUGUUGUGGACAAUCUUGCUGGAGUUCCUGAAGAAAGGCCAACAAAAGAUGAGGAAGCUGAUGGACCACCUCAGACCUCUCAUGACAAUGCUGCCUCUGAAGGGACUGCAGUGCAACAUUCAACUCAUGAACUCUUCUCUGAGAAUUCAGCAUGCCCCGAUGGUUCAUCCGGUUGCCAGGAAUCAGCAGCUAAUUGUUCUAACGCAGUUCAUACAAAUUCGCAUAGGAAAAAGACAGGCCAGUCAAACAAUCACAAUCAUUGGAAGGGCAGAAAGGCAAAGGGGAAGUCUACCAGUCGAGCUUCCUUGUCAGCUGAGAAGUCAAGGGGGACCAGUAUCGCAAGUCGUAUAAAUUCAAAGGUUGAGCUUGUAGAGGCAUGGAGGUGAAACCUGUUCCUUCUAACUCGUAUCUGAUGGUAGGCAUCGGUUGAUUUACUGUGAAUUUGCUUUCGGUCUUUCGAUGUUUCGUACUGUUUGGAACAUGUUUUUUGGUUUCUGGUAACUUGAAAUUUUGAGUGAUCAAAAUGUGCUUGUUUUCUUGUUCAUCUGAGGAACCGAAAACUUGUAAUAAACAGCAGAGUCUACAUGAUUGUUUGCUUAGGAUUCUUGCUUAG